Molecule: messenger RNA, 4878 nt
Organism: Neurospora tetraspora
Lineage: Eukaryota; Fungi; Ascomycota; Sordariomycetes; Sordariales; Sordariaceae
Exons: 4
Cellular component (GO): cytoskeleton
Source: RefSeq, a predicted model, not a curated record
AUGGAUCAUCCACCUCGCACGAGGCCCUUCAACUUUGAGAACUCGGAGGACAAUGCACCGGUCGGACCAACAAGCUAUCAACAUGCGCAACCCAGCAGCGGUGACCAGGUACCAUACUCGGGCAUAGCGAGCCCCAACUCAGAACACAACGAUGCAUACCAGAACAAAUCACAAACGUCGCAAGAUGUCAUCCAAGAGACGCCCAGAAGCUUGCCACUUGCUCCCGAGGAAAUGGGGCUGAUAGAAAGACCAAGGAUGAAAAAGACUUUCGAGCUUGACCAAGAAUUCGAGUUCGGUCCUGCGCUCCAGAUCAAUCCAGGACAGUUCACGAAGCAGCUAAAGAAUCCUGGCCCACUCUAUCAGAGUACUCAAUCACCAGUUUUGACUUCCCAGCCAGCUAGUAAAGACAAAAAAACUCGACAAUUCCCGUUUCCUCUACAAGAACCAUUGCCAGGGCAGCAAAUCGAGGAGAGGAUCAGCAAUGAUGUUGUCUCUGCACACAACCGGCCCCCUCCUGGGGCAACAGACCAACCGAGUUCCGUCAUUUUUCAUGAACACGAAGCGCAGGACACUGAACAACCUCCGGAACGGACGGUUGACACUCGCCCCCCACCAAAAGGGCGCCCCUUUGCAGAUGUAUCCCCACCGUCCGCCCAAAGAGCUUUAAAGGUCGCAGUGCCCCUGCCACGGCCACCUAUCAGUAUACCACGUGUGAAGACCAGUCGACAUUUUACGCCAGGCCAGGAACCGGAUGAGUCCCGCUCACAAACCGACCAUCGAGCGUCCGCCGCUGAUGCGUCAAGACUCUUACAACAGCACGGAAAUCCUGCCGCAACAGUUAACGGAGUACACAUCAGCGGUAAUGGCGACCAGUUUCUGGUAUCUCACGAGAAAGGGAUUGCUCUUGAUGGGAAGUAUCUGUCCGAAGGAAGGGACGGCCAGUCAAAAGAUCGGUCUUCACCCACGAGCACUACCAUGUCACACAAGGGCAGACAGCCACACCCUGACAGGCCUCACUACCAAGACAUUCACAUGGGCGACUACACUCUUCCCGGCAACCCUGAGGCCGAGGAUGUUGUCAACAUGGGGUCUAGAGGGCCACAUAUUAGAUCUUUCGACCGCCCUGACACUCAACAGCCCAAGAGCACCAGCCCAUACUUCGAGUCUCUCCGUCAAGGAGAGCCGUCCCACACUAGCCGCCAAAAGCCCCACAAAUCUCAUGAUGUCUCGGACACGAACACUGCUGGCUCAGGCAAACCGCCCAACAGAGGAGCCGAAAAAGGGCAUUCUUCCUUGAGGACUCAACAUGUAUCUCCAAUCCGGCGAAUUGCAGCUGCGUCGGCCGCGCGGUUGCACAAACACCACGCGUCGAGGGACCCUAAAUCUGCAUACAAACAGAGUCCUCGGCCACCUUUGGAAGGCUCAAAUGUGUCCAGGAGAAGGGCAGCUGUCUCUACAACUGCAAGGUCGGAGAUAAUCGAUAUCACGAGUACACCCGGCAGCGAGAUAAUAAGAUCGAGCCCGGCCACCAACAACAAGAGUGUCAAGAUUAGCCAAGAAUUCACAAAAGAUCUGGCUGGUGUUCUCAACCGAUUCACUACUCAGCACAACUCCACCAGGCAGGAGCUGAGGGAAAGGUAUCACAAGUACAUCAAGCAGCUCAAGAAGAAAAUCAAGGACCGUGAACAUGAGGCCGAGGAAUACCUUGCUCGGGUUGAGGAGCAAGCCAUCGAUAUCCGAGAGCUUGAACACUCCAAUGGAAAAAUGACCAAGAAGAUCGAAGAGCUCGAACAUUCCAAAGGAAAAAUGGCCAAGAAGAUCGCAGAGAUGGAGGCAGUGCUUGAAGCCACCACAGAGCGAGGCUCAAAGGCGGAAGACAAAUAUCGCAAAGUCAAAGACCACCUCAAUGCGGCGAUUGAGGAACAACAAAAGCUAUACCUCAUGUCCAAGUCGCAGUGGGAGAAGGCCAUCAAGGAGGUCCGGGAGACCGAACGCAGCCAUGGUGCUGCCUUGGGAGAGAUGUUACAGAAGACAGAGGUGAUAAGGCAACAAAUGCUUGAAAAGGUUCGGCAGACAGUCGGUCAGUUGUACGGCCAGAUCGACACCCUCACACGCCAGAUAGAACAAAAAGACGCCGAACUGAGCCACGAAAAGGAAGCUGUAAAAAUGCUAUCACAGCAGCUUGGAACCCUCAAGAUCACCAAUGAAGGUCUCGAUGCGCUGGGGUCACAGCAAAAGGACAUUCUGGGCAAGAUGGACGAGCAAAAUGCGCAGGCAAUUCAGAGACAAGCAAAGACCGAAGAUGCAUUUGGAACCAGAUUGGAUGCAAUUGCCGAACAAGUUGGGACUGUCUCCAAAGCAGUGUCAGAGCAACCUCAAGCGCUGUCAAUUCUACAGAGCCAGCAACAAGAGAUAUUGGAGCUCAUCACGUCAAAGCUUGAGGCUGUCAUGGAGUCUUCUGGCACUACCGAGAAAACGACAACCCAAAUCUCGACGGACAUCAAGGCCCAUAUGGAGAAGAUCUUGAGACAGUUAGGCCACGAGAAGGACCGUCUGAGUCAACAGUUGAACGAAAAUCUCACGGAAAACGGCAGGCUUGCUGGCUGCAUUGCCGAAAAGGAAAAGGCACUCAAGACUUGCCAGAAGGAGCUGAAAGAUUUGCAGAAACGCUUUGAGAACCAACAAAUCCAGUUCAGUCAACUUCAGGCGCAUGCCGUGGAGCUGGAAGUAGCUCACGAGGACAACCAACCACUCAACCAACAACUCCAACUCGCUCAAGCAGAAAUCGAGCGGCUGGAAGCAGAAGUCAGCUCUCGAACAGCAGCUAUUUCACAACUCGAGAAAACAAUCCGAUCAAAGGAAGAAACAUACGUCUCUGAGGUCAAGCAGUUUGGUUCACAAGUCCAACAACUCAAUCAACUGAUAAUGGACAAAGAGGCAAUCAUCGAGACGGCAAGCGCCAAAUCGGUCGAUCUCGUCCGGCGGGAGCUCCUUGCAGAAAAGGAAAAGGAGACUGCUGAACUAAACAAGAAGAUCUCCCAGUUACGCAGCGACCGGAACGCCUUGGACGAAGUAGUGGCGCAACUUCGACAAGAGAGGACCAGCAAGGAAGAAGCCGAAAGACAGCAGGCUCGUACAAUCGAGUCUCUGAAGGCCAGCCUGGCUAUUGCUGAGAACAAAUGCUCAUCUCUCGCUGAAGAAUUGAAGACAAGAUCGGAUGAUCUCGCUGAAUCUCGCCAUCAGAGAUCUACUCGGAUCAGCGCUUUGGAGGCAGACCUCGCUGUUUGGCAAAAGAAGGCAGUUGAGCUUGAAGCAAGCUACACUGGGCUGCAAGAGACCGAGAGGCAGCAUACCGGUGCGAUUGAUUCUUUGAAAGUCACUCUUGCUGCUACGGAAAGCAAAUGCUCAUCACUUUCUGAGGAGUUAAAAGCGAAGUCACUUGAACUCGAAAAGUCUCAUCAACGGAGCUCUUCUCGCAUCACCGAUCUAGAGAAAGAGCUUGCCAGUUGGCAGAAAAAAGUAGCCGAGCUUCAAGCAACAUAUUCAGAAGUACAGCAAAUUGAGAAAACACGCCAGGGCAAAUUGCAGGAGUGCUUGACCACCAUAGAGCAACUGGCAGUAAAGGAAGGACUCGUUGCUUCAGAUGCUGGAAGUUCGAAAUUGUUCGAUAUUGGCAUAACGUUGGAUGAGGCAUGGCCAAAGAUUUCCAAGGCUGUCGAACAACUGAUGAAGAUGACAUCAACGAAACAUCAGGCCAAUCUCGACGAGGUGCGCCAACGGCUCGAAGCACUAAAGGAAAGGGUCAGCCAUACAGGAUCAUCAACAAAUGAAGACUCCCAAGCGUCGCUCGUCAAUGCAUGCAAUAAUCUUGAAAUAAGGCCACUGCAAGAAAGCCAAGGCGGCAAUCCAGAUGGAGUCAGCGAGAUGAUAACAACUCCACCAAACACGGAGGAGACAUCACCUCCGUUUCUGCAACAUCGUGUAGUCGUGGGCCUUCAGGAUCAAGAACGGCGGGUUGCUGUUCGACGACCAACAUCGACGGAAGGUAUACGCAAAGUCCCUUUGCCUCCGCCUCCUUCUGUUGCUCAGGAGAAGUCAAGGAGGAGGGAAGCUGUACCUCCCAAAUCGAUCAUGAAGAGAGUGACGCGCAGUGCAUCUCGGGAACAAUUGAUAGAAAAUUCUUCGGGGAGUGGUGCGUUUGGGAGAAUCGGGCCACUUGAAACCUUCACAGCAACUCCUCCUGAGAGUACGGGUGCUUUUUUGGAGCCAAAUCCCGUGUCUCAUGAGGUUACCUCCAGCCACUUUUCAGAUGUCUCUGCUUCAGGAAGACCCAAUAAGCGGAAACGAUCUGAUGACAUCGUAGACUCUCCAGUAGUUGUUCGGCGCGGGAGAUACUCGAGAGGGGCGGGCGGAAAGAGUACGACCAAAGCUGUAGCUUCUACCCCAGCUUCAGCAUCGGUUCCUAAUGGCUCAGAUGAACGCGGACCUCGGGGAAUAGUACAGCCACAACGGAUUUAUCGAAGCCGUCACGCCAUGGAUAAGUUGAGCGAAGGUUCCAAGCCCUCUGGAAACGGAUCAACUUCCAUCAACUUCAAGCCUUCAUCUAGCCUCCCACCCGAGGUCCUGAACGGUGCCAACAGGUUCUUGCCACCCAGAUCGGCACCGACUCGGACUUAUGGCAGUCGAAAGUUCGUUGGUCCUGCGGAAGACACCAGCUCGGCCAGUCAAACAAAUGGCGAGUCCCAAGCACGAUCUCAGUCCCAGCCACUUUCGCGAUACUGGGGCGCCAAUGAUGAGACCCAGGACUCCAUGACCCUCUCGCAAAAUGCAAGUAAAGAAGACGGAAAUGACUUGCUUCUGCCUCCGCCUGGCAACAAG